AUGUUAAUGUUGUUUGUGUGACAGUACCAAGUGGGUCAGCUGUUCUCUGUGGCUGAGGCCAGUAAAAAUGAGACAGGCGGUGGUGAGGGCAUUGAAGUACUGAAGAACGAGCCCUAUGAAAAAGAUGGUGAGAAAGGACAGUAUACGCACAAAAUCUACCAUUUAAAGAGUAAAGUACCAGCAUUUGUCAGGAUGCUGGCCCCAGAGAGCUGCCUGGUUUUCCAUGAAAAAGCUUGGAAUGCCUACCCCUACUGCAGAACCAUUGUGACAAACGAGUUUAUGAAAGACAAUUUCUUAAUUAAGAUCGAGACAUGGCACAAACCAGAUGUUGGAACACAAGAAAACGUGCACAAACUGGACAAGGCCCAAUGGGAGAAGGUUACUGUUGUGAUGAUUGACAUCGCAAACAAUGCAGAAGUGGAGACUGCAGACUACAAGCCAAAUGAGGAUCCCAGCAAUUUCAAGUCAGUUAAGACAGGCAGAGGACCUCUUGGGCCAAACUGGAAGAAAGAGUUGGUUAGUCAGACUGACUGCCCAAAGAUGUGUGCCUACAAACUGGUCACAGUCAAGUUCAAGUGGUGGGGUCUGCAGAACAGAGUGGAGAACUUCAUCCAUGUCCAAGAGAAGAGGAUCUUCACUAACUUUCACCGCCAACUCUUCUGCUGGAUUGAUAAGUGGGUGGACCUGAGUAUGGAUGAUAUCCGGCGGAUGGAGGCAGCGACACAGAAGGAGUUGGAGGCGAUGCGUAAGAAGGGCUCUGUGCGAGGUACAAAGCCUGCAGACCAGUAGCUAGGCCAGCUUCGCAGACAGGGUGAAGUUCGAGGAACCAGCGCUGCAGAAAAAUGAAAAGGCAACAGAUCUUAAACACCCAUGAUGACAACAGCUAUGGCUAUGGUGCCACUUUUUUUUUUUUUCUUUUUUUUUUUUUACCUUAACUGGUCCAGGCUGUGGGCAGGGGGGGGCACUGCUACCUACAAUCAAUAGAGCAGAUCUCUGGCUUGCACCCAAUCAUAGACAUUCUAUCAACUGAGGAAUUGAUUUCUAGAAACCAUCAUGAUCCCUGCUGAUAAGACUCUGGUUAAUUUUGAUCCCCUGGGCAGAGAAACGCCAGGUUUCAGCAUCAUGUUAUUGACGAGACCCAAAAUUCUGGAGAGAUGUGAAGAGGAGCUACUUGCAGAGAGAUUUUUUUACAAAAGCAAUUCAUUGGUUUGAUUUCACAGUGGCAGGUGUAGGACCAAAUGUUUCCUCUGUACUUUCUUGGUUUUCCUCUUUCCCUUCCUUUUUUGCUAAUGUUUAUCCUCUAAAACAUUCCUCUCUUGAUGAUCUUUGUCUCCUUGGUUUUAACUGUACACAGUGUGGUUCGGUGGUUUGCAUUCCCUGGCAUGAGUCUGUCUGUUUGUCAUACUCAUGUUUCUUCCUGCCACAGCCUCCAUUAAGAGAUUACUAACACCCUUGGCACCUUGGCCCAUUGCAAUCCUCCCCCCACCUCACCCAAAGCACUGCAUCUUAUUAGCACUGACAAUCAUGCCCGAACAGGUAUUCACUCUCACUCCCAUACAGAUUUAAUAGAACUCCCCCACAUACACGUCCAUAUGACACGCAUACAUCGCGCACAUUAGGAUAAACGUGAAUUCAUUUUCACCCACACUUGCAGGUGCAGAUGCCUUUGUGGUGACUGAUCUCUUAAAAGCUCAUGCUGGGCAGAUCCAUGCAAGCUUGUUCAGCUAAAGGAUGUUACCUUGGAAGUGUUUACAGCUCACACUGACUUUUUUUUCCCCCCCCUUUCACAAACACUCCAUAUUCAGAAGACAUUCUCACACAACGUACAACACAGCAUUCCCCUCCCUUACAGAUGUCCCUUGAGAGACAAGGCACUGAAAAACGGCCACAGAUGGUGCUGCACCUCUUGUCACCAUACCCCCCCACACACGUGGUUCUCUGAGGUAGACCACCUCCGAACGGCCUCCUCUGUUUUCAUGUGUUUACAGAUUCAUGGCUGCCUUAUCAGUGCACACACGACACCAGCGCCACACACUUGCUUGCCUUAAUCUCCAGACCUUUGUAUUUAUCGUUCCUAUCAAACCUCUUGUACCUCUGCUGCCAGCUUUUGCUCCAGCUACCUCCCUUAUUUCUGACGGGCAAUCUACCUAACGACUAAACGUUAGCAGUAGCUUUUAGCUGCCACUUGAUGGGAGUAAAUCAUAUCACACAGAGCUUGAUGAGCAAAGUUGAUUUAUGAUGACUCCUUGUUUUCUUCAGGGUGUAGAAUGCCAUGUGAUUCCCUUGUUUCCUGAUUAUGUGUCACAGCGCCUGAGCAAUUGAAAUUCCUUCAGCAAGAACUUUGUAUGUUUGUGCUGUAACAGCCAGUGUGCACUGUUGCUCCAAAGGGCUGAUUUACAUCUGUGCCUCAAACCCGCCAUGUUAAUGGAUAUGCCAUUAUGAUGACACAACUUGGCUUCAGACACGCAGCACUGGCCUAAAGGUCUGAUCAUCUCUAGUGUUAUAUACAUAACUAUAUACAGUACAAAUGGUUUCCUUGGCUCAUUCUUACUGUUUGUGGGGUUUUUCCUGGUGUGUCUCCAGUUGUGCAACAGCAAUCUGGGGUUUGUUUUUAUAGAGAGCUAUUAUCCACAUUUUUAAGACACUGAUGCAGUGAUACUUUGUUCAAAGAUGUUUUUAUUUUCAUUCUCUCUGGCGAGGGAAUAUGAUCACUUCCUUUAGUAAUGGGUUAUUGGCUUGUACGAAAUAGCAUAAAUGGAUUUCUGAUAUGUUUACAUGUAUUCAGCAACUGUAGACCGUUUUAGAUAAAGGAACAUUUGAGUCUGAGACAAAAUUUUUCAAAAAAACAAAUCUCAGGUGAACAAUACAGCGCAUGGGUCUCUUUGAUAUUCCUGCUCAUCACUUGCCCCAGACCACUGAGUUUCUCUCACCGUCCCAUAGUUUACUGUGGGAAGUGUGGUGCUAAAGUUUGAAUAUGACAGGAGCUGAUUGUGAUAAAGUCUAGUUGGAGUACAUGAGUCAGUCAGUUGGUCUUUGUUUCUGUUCUGGUGGGGCAGUAUGCAUUCAAAGAGUGAACAAAUAUAAUCAUUGUUUCCAAGUCUAUUGUAAUGAUUCUUGCUGUCUGCUGAAUACAGAACCCAGUGGCUAAAGAGAAUAACUUUCAUCAGUGGUUUUCCAUCUGGUAGUAUUCACAUAGCUACUGUACAGUCUUAUCCUAAUUUAUGAAAUCUAUGAUUGUUUAAUUUCUGAGCUGCUUGCUUUUUAAUGUUUCUGAUCAGCUUUUUGAAAUUCAGGGGACCUGGUAGUGAAUGUACGAUAUUUUGUGCCUUUUUCUUUCUGUCAAUCUUUGUGUGCCAUCUUCUUAUUGUAUCUAAAUAUCAAAUAAAAGGUUUAUCUAGUUCA
Molecule: messenger RNA, 3402 nt
Organism: Paralichthys olivaceus (Japanese flounder)
Lineage: Eukaryota; Metazoa; Chordata; Actinopteri; Pleuronectiformes; Paralichthyidae
Source: RefSeq, a predicted model, not a curated record